AUGGAUAUAAAAGAUUACUACAUGAGUGGAGUUAAUUUAAAACGGAAUGGGAAUUUGUUAGUGCUGGAAGUGCCAGGAGUAGAAGAGGGCCGCCCUCGCCUGAUUCCAGGUGACAAGGUGAUACUGAAAAGCCAGGUGUACUCAGGGCAUAUAAUAGAGUACAUUGCAUAUGUCGCUGAGAUAUGUGAGGAAGAUGUUACUCUUAAGGUUAAUGCGGACUUUGAACGGACUUACAACUUGGAACCCAUGGAUGUGGAAUUUGUUCAUUGCAGGAUUCCUAGCCGGCGAUGCCAGUUGGCCAUUCAGCAAGCUCUCUACCUGGGUGAGACAGUGUUAUUUCCAGAAAGGCUUGUGUUAAAAUCACCACAAGCUAUCAAGACCCAGAAUACUGCAGAGUAUUGUGCUGUUGAUGAUGGCCUUAAACAAUCUUCACAGCAGGAAAGUCAAAAAAAAGCAGAACAAACAGACAAAAGGUACGGCAUCAAGGGAGGUGAACAUAACCAAUUUGGUGAAACUGUGGAACUUAAACAGAGAGAUGGUGAAUUUUUCAAUCCUAUGCUGAAUGUGCAACAGAGGCUGGCAGUGAAAAGGAUACUGAGUGGUGAAUGUCGCCCAACACCUUAUCUUCUCUUUGGACCACCAGGAACUGGAAAAACAGUAACAGUAAUUGAAGCUAUUUUACAGAUACAUUUUACUCUCCCAGACAGUCGGAUUUUGGUAUGUGCGCCGUCAAACACUGCAACAGAUCUGAUUUGCUUGCGGCUGCAUCAAAGCAAUCUCUUAAAACCAGGAGCUAUGGUCCGAGUUAAUGCUGCCUUCCGGUCAACAGAGCAGAUUGAUGACAUGGUGAAACCUUACUGCAAAGAUGGUGAUGAUAUUCAGAAGGCAUUGUGGUCCAGGAUUGUAAUUACAACAUGCAGCAGUGCAGGAUUGUUUUAUCAAACAGAUACACGGCUUGGACAUUUCACUCAUGUGAUUCUGGAUGAAGCAGGACAAGCAAGUGAACCGGAGAGUCUGAUUCCUAUUGGGUUGAUUUCAGAAGCUGAUGGACAGAUAAUUCUCGUUGGAGAUCCAAAGCAGUUAGGGCCAGUAAUAAAAUCUAAACUUGCGAAGACUUUUGGAUUAAGUAUGUCAUUGCUAGAAAGACUGUCAUCAAGGGAGCUAUAUCUGAGAGAUGAGGAUGCUUUUGGUGCCUGUGGAGCGUACAAUCCUUUGUUGAUCACUAAACUCACAAAGAACUACAGGUCACAUUCUGCGUUGCUUGCCUUGCCAUCUAAAUUGUUUUAUCACAAGGAGCUAGAAGUUUGUGCAGAUACUUCAGUAGUAACUUCUUUGUUGAAUUGGGGGAAGUUGCCCAGGAAGGGAUUUCCAUUAAUUUUUCAUGGAAUAAAGGGCAGUGAAACACGUGAAGGUCACAGUCCUUCGUGGUUUAAUCCAGCUGAAGCAGUUCAAGUAAUGAUGUACUGUUGCCAGCUGGCUAGAAGUGAAUACUCUGCAGUAUCAGUGACAGAUAUUGGAGUGAUUGCACCGUAUCGUAAACAGGUGGAAAAAAUUAGAGUUCUUCUCAGAAACAUUGAUUUGGAAAACAUAAAGGUUGGCACAGUAGAAGAGUUUCAAGGGCAGGAAUACAUGGCUAUCAUCUUAUCAACAGUGCGUUCUCAGAAAGUUGUAAUUGAUGAUGAAAAACACUGUUUGGGCUUUCUCUGCAACCCAAAGAGAUUUAAUGUAGCAAUUACUAGAGCAAAAGCUUUGCUGAUUGUUGUGGGAAAUCCUCAUGUUCUUGUAAAAGAUCCCUGUUUUUAUGCUCUGUUAGAAUACAGUUUAAUGAACAGAGUCUAUAUAGGUUGUGACCUGCCCAAAGAGCUGGAACACCUGCAGAAGUGUGACUAGUUUUUUGGUAUUCAAGAUCCAUCCAAGAGUUUGGUAUUCAUCUGUUUUGAAACUAAAAUCACUUGUGAAAAGUUCAGUCCUGAGAAGAUGAAGCACUUUGUGUCCUCAGAGAGAAGCAC
Messenger RNA from Cinclus cinclus, 2009 nucleotides. RefSeq names its product Mov10 like RNA helicase 1 (gene MOV10L1). Gene Ontology annotation, molecular function: helicase activity. The transcript has 17 exons. Bases 1 to 1890 code for a protein of 629 amino acids. The record is from RefSeq and is a predicted model, not a curated record. Lineage: Eukaryota; Metazoa; Chordata; Aves; Passeriformes; Cinclidae.